Lipotes vexillifer (Yangtze River dolphin) is the source of this 4560-nucleotide messenger RNA. It is a transcript of the gene IGDCC4, whose product is annotated as immunoglobulin superfamily DCC subclass member 4. The transcript is spliced from 24 exons. Gene Ontology annotation, biological process: cell-cell adhesion. Gene Ontology annotation, molecular function: protein binding. NCBI's taxonomy places the organism in Eukaryota, Metazoa, Chordata, Mammalia, Artiodactyla, Lipotidae. The record is from RefSeq and is a predicted model, not a curated record. The coding region runs from base 1 to 4560 and encodes 1519 amino acids.
AUGUCCUCAGAGGGUCUGCAGGUGGAGAAGCUAAUGAGGAUUCAGGCCAGGACCUGGGCUGGAAUGGACAGGCUUAAGUGGUCAGAGCGCGCGGGCCAGAGUCCCCUGCGGGGCCCGACCAGCCGCGCCCGCUGGGCGCCCCCGUUCGGGCUGCUCGCCCAAGAUGGCGAUGGAGGGGCGGGCGAGCCGGCGGCAGCCCGGGCCCCCGCGCCGGCCCCCGCUCGGGCCGGGGCCCCCGAGGCCGCGCCCCCGCCCGCGGCGCCGCGCCUCCCCGGGCCACUGAAGACCGGCGCGCCCUCCCCCGGCAGCGGCGGCCGAGGCGCGGGGAGGAGGCGGCGGCGGCGGCGGCAGCCCGGGCCGGGCCCCAUGGCGCGGGGGUACGCUGGCCGCGGCGGCAGGCUCAUCGCGCUGACCUUCUGCCUGCUGGCCGCGCGCGGGGCAGAUCUGAGAAGCGUGGACGGGGUCAGCAAGGCCUCCUCCAACCCCCCACCUCAGUGCGAGACAUACCACUACGCCUUUAAGCAAGGUGUCGGGCCAGAGGGGGAGCAGCCGUUGCCCCGGAAGACGACCGUGUCGCUGAGCUGUGGAGCAGGGCCGCUGCAAGUGAUCCUGGGCCCGGAGCAAGCCACAGUGCUGGACUGCGGUCUGGGGGCGGCUACUGCAGGACCCCCCCCCAGCGUCACGUGGAGCAAGGAUGGAGGCAUCCUGCCCGAGCACGACCACCUUCGCCUGCUACCCAAUGGCUCCCUGUGGCUGUCCCGGCUGCCAGCUCCCGAAGGCACUGACCCUGGGGCUUCAGAGGUCAUUGAGGGCAGCUAUUCCUGCCUGGCCCACAGCCCCGUUGGAGUGGUGGCCAGCCAGGCUGCGGUGGUCAAGCUUGCCAGGGAGCAGCCGUUGCCCCGGAAGACGACCGUGUCGCUGAGCUGUGGAGCAGGGCCGCUGCAAGUGAUCCUGGGCCCGGAGCAAGCCACAGUGCUGGACUGCGGUCUGGGGGCGGCUACUGCAGGACCCCCCCCCAGCGUCACGUGGAGCAAGGAUGGAGGCAUCCUGCCCGAGCACGACCACCUUCGCCUGCUACCCAAUGGCUCCCUGUGGCUGUCCCGGCUGCCAGCUCCCGAAGGCACUGACCCUGGGGCUUCAGAGGUCAUUGAGGGCAGCUAUUCCUGCCUGGCCCACAGCCCCGUUGGAGUGGUGGCCAGCCAGGCUGCGGUGGUCAAGCUUGCCACACUUGCAGGCUUCUCCCUGCACCCGCAGUCUCAGACGGUGGAGGAGAAGGGGACCGCUCGGUUUCAGUGCCACAUCGAAGGGCUGCCAGCACCUGUCAUUACUUGGGAGAAGGACCAGGUGAUGGUGCCUGAGGAGCCUCGGCUCAUCACCCUUCCCAAUGGGGUUCUCCAGAUCCUGGACGUUCAGGAAGGUGAUGCAGGCUCCUACCGCUGCGUGGCCACCAACUCAGCAAACCAGCGCUUCAGCCAGGAGGCCCUCCUCCGCGUGGCCCACAGAGGGUCCCUGGCAUCCAUCGGGGGGCAGGACGUGGUCAUUAUGGCAGCCCCGGAGAACACCACCGUGGUGUCUGGCCAGAGCGUGGUGAUGGAGUGUGUGGCCUCUGCUGACCCCACCCCUUUCGUGUCCUGGGUCCGACAGGAUGGGAAGCCCAUCUCCACCGAUGUCAUCGUCCUGGGCCGCACCAACUUACUAAUCACCAGCGCGCAACCCCGGCACUCCGGCGUCUACGUCUGCCGAGCUAACAAGCCCCGCACGCGCGACUUCGCAACCGCAGCCGCAGAGCUCCGCGUGCUGGCCGCCCCUGUCAUCUCGCAGGCGCCGGAGGCGCUGUCACGGACGCGGGCGAGCACCGCGCGCUUCGUGUGCCGCGCGUCCGGGGAGCCGCGGCCCACGCUGCGCUGGCUGCACGACGGAGAGCCGCUGCGGCCCAACGGGCGCGUCAAGGUGCAGGGCGGCGGCGGCAGCCUGGUCAUCACGCAGAUCGGCCUGCAGGACGCCGGCUACUACCAGUGCGUGGCCGAGAAUGGCGCGGGCACGGCGUGCGCCGCCGCGCCUCUGGCAGUAGUGGUGCGCGAGGGGCUGCCCAGCGCCCCCACGCGGGUCACCGCCACGCCGCUGAGCAGCUCCGCCGUUCUGGUGGCCUGGGAGCGGCCCGAGCUGCACAGCGAGCAGAUCAUCGGCUUCUCCCUCCACUACCAGAAAGCACGGGGCAUGGACAAUGUGGAAUACCAGUUUGCAGUGAACAAUGACACCACUGAGCUACAGGUUCGGGACCUGGAACCUAACACAGACUAUGAGUUCUACGUGGUGGCCUACUCGCAGCUGGGGGCCAGCCGCACCUCCACCCCAGCACUGGUCCACACGCUGGACGAUGUCCCCAGUGCAGCGCCCCAGCUCUCCCUGUCCAGCCCCAAGCCCUCGGACGUCAGGGUGGUGUGGCUGCCCCUGCCCCCCAGCCUGAGCAAUGGGCAGGUGGUGAAGUACAAGAUAGAGUACGGUCUGGGAAAGGAAGAUCAGAUUUUCUCCACCGAGGUGCCAGGGAAUGAGACACAGUUUACACUGAACUCGCUUCAGCCCAACAAGGUGUAUCGAGUGCGGAUUUCGGCCGGCACAGGGACCGGCUAUGGGGCCCCCUCCCAGUGGAUGCAGCACAGGACGCCCAGUGUGCACAACCAGAGCCACGUCCCUUUUGCCCCUGCAGAGCUGAAGGUACGGGCAAGGAUGGAGUCCCUGGUCGUAUCAUGGCAGCCACCCCCUCACCCCGCUCAGAUCUCUGGCUACAAACUCUACUGGCGAGAGGUGGGGACAGAGGAGGAGGAGGCAGGUGGCGAGGGCCCUCCAGGGGGCCGUGGAGACCAGGCUUGGGAUGUGGGGCCUGUCCGGCUCAAGAAGAAAGUGAAGCAGUAUGAGCUGACCCAGCUAGUCCCUGGCCAGCUGUACGAGGUGAAGCUCGUGGCAUUCAACAAACACGAGGAUGGCUAUGCAGCAGUGUGGAAGGGCAAGACGGAAAAGGCUCCCGCCCCAGACCUGCCCAUCCAGAGAGGGCCACCCCUGCCCCCUGCCCAUGUCCAUGCAGAAUCAAACAGCUCCACAUCCAUUUGGCUUCGGUGGAAAAAACCAGACUUCACCACAGUCAAGAUUGUCAACUACACGGUGCGCUUCAGCCCCUGGGCUCAGGAAUAUGCCUCCCUCGUCACCUAUUACCCCAGCUCUGGAGAAGACAUCCUCAUUGGCGGGCUGAAGCCAUUCACCAAAUACGAGUUUGCGGUACAGUCCCACGGCGUGGACAUGGACGGGCCUUUUGGCUCUGUAGUGGAGCGCUCCACCCUGCCUGACCGGCCCUCCACGCCCCCAUCCGACCUGCGCCUGAGGCCCCUGACGCCAUCCACCGUUCGGCUGCACUGGUGCCCCCCCUCGGAGCCCAACGGCGAGAUCGUGGAGUAUCUGAUUCUCUACAGCAGCAACCGUACCCAGCCUGAGCACCAGUGGACCCUGCUCACCACCGAGGGAAACACCUCCAGUGCUGAGGUCCACGGCCUCGAGAGCGACACCAGGUACUUCUUCAAGAUGGGGGCGCGCACGGAGGUGGGGCCUGGGCCCUUCUCUGGCCUGCAGGAUGUGAUUACUCUCCAGGAAAAGCUGUCAGACUCUUUGGACAUGCACUCUGUCACGGGCAUCAUCGUGGGCGUCUGCCUGGGCCUCCUCUGCCUCCUGGCCUGCAUGUGCGCUGGCCUGCGCCGUGGCCCCCACCGGGAAGCCCUCCCGGGCCUGUCCUCCACCGCCACUGCUGGGAACCCCACGCUGUACUCCCGAGCCCGCCUUGCCCCCCCCAGCCCCCCGGCUGCCCAUGAACUGGAGUCCCUUGUGCACCCCCGUCCCCAGGAUUGGUCCCCACCGCCCUCAGACAUCGAGGACAGGGCUGAAGUGCACAGCCUUAUGGGUGGUGGCGGUCCUGACUGCCGGGCUCACUCCAAGAGAAAGAUCUCCUGGGCUCAGCACGGUGGGCUGAGCUGGGCAGGUUCCUGGGCAGGCUGUGAGCUGCCCCAGGCAGGCCCCAUGCCCUCUCUGACCCGGGCCCUGUUGCCCCCUGCUGGAACCGGGCAGACGCUGUUGCUGCAGGCUCUGGUGUAUGACGCCAUAAAGGGCAAUGGAAGGAAGAAGCCGCCCCCAGCCUGCAGGAACCAGGUGGAGGCCGAGGUCAUUGUCCACUCUGACUUUAGUGCAUCCAAAGGGAACCCUGACCUCCACCUCCAAGACCUGGAACCUGAGGAUCCGCUGCCUUCAGAGGCUGCUGACCUCACUUUGGGUGUUAUGAAUUUCAGGCAAGGGGCAGACUGGCUGGACAGGGAGCUGGGAGGGUGUGAGCAGGCAAGCCCUGGGCCAGACAGACUUACCUGCCUGCCAGAGGCAGCCAGUGCUUCUUGCCCCUACCCGGACCUCCAGCCCAGUGAGGCUCUGCAGGAGGCCCCAGGGAACAGCUGCCAGCCAAAGGCCCCCUGCCCUCCAGCAGCCAGCCCAGGCCUGCCCAGAGCCCCAGUCUCCUCCUCUGCUUAG